AUGAAGCCCAAUAUUUCCAAUACUUUGCACACUCCAUUGCUGAAAAGUACUCAAAAACCACCAUAUCUUAUCUUUGUCACAUUUGGUUCCAUUCUAUUCCUAAUGUCAAUGCUUGCACUUAUCUUCAUCAUAAACCAAACCCAAAAUCCAUUGGAAAAAUUGGAAAAUAUCAGUCCUUUUGCUAACAUUUCAUAUGAUUUUCAUAAAGUUUCAUACAAUUGGACAGAUGCUAUGUUUUCUUGGCAAAGAACAGCUUUUCAUUUUCAACCUCAAAAGAAUUGGAUGAAUGACCCCGACGGUCCAUUGUUUCACAUGGGAUGGUACCAUUUAUUUUACCAAUACAAUCCAGAUUCAGCUAUUUGGGGCAACAUUACAUGGGGUCAUGCUGUAUCAAAGGACAUGAUCCAUUGGUUCUACCUUCCCAUUGCUAUGGAACCCGACAAGUGGUUCGAUAUAAACGGUGUAUGGACCGGAUCCGCCACACUUUUGCCAAAUGGCGAAAUCAUAAUGCUUUACACGGGCGAUACGAAUAACUACGUGCAAGUUCAAAAUCUUGCUUAUCCAGCCAACUUAUCUGAUCCACUUCUUCUUGACUGGGUUAAAUACGCUGAUAACCCCGUCAUUGAGCCCCCACCUGGCAUUGGGUUGAAGAAUUUUCGCGAUCCAGCCACAAGUUGGAUCGGGCCCGAUAAAAAAUGGAGGGUCGUAAUUGGGUCGAAGAAAGAAAAAACGGGUCUUGCAUUUGUUUACAAGACGACAAAUUUUACAUAUUUUGAACUGAACGAUAACUACUUACACGCAGUCCCAAGUACGGGUAUGUGGGAAUGUGUUGACUUUUACCCAAUUUCGAUAAACGGGCCAAAUGGUUUGGACACAUCGGUAAAUGGACCGGAAGUUAAGCAUGUACUAAAGGCUAGUAUGAAUGACAGAAAAAUUGAUUGUUAUGCAAUUGGAACUUAUUUAAUUGAAAAUGAUACAUGGGUGCCUGAUAAUCCUAAUGAGGAUGUAGGUAUUGGGCUUCUUUUGGACUAUGGAAGAUACUAUGCUUCAAAAACAUUUUAUGAUCAAGUGAAGAAACGAAGGAUUUUGUAUGGUUGGAUUAAUGAAACUGACAGUGCAAGUGAUGAUUUGAAAAAAGGUUGGGCAUCACUUCAGACAAUUCCAAGAACGGUUUUGUUUGACAAGAAGACUAUAAGUAAUUUGGUUUUAUGGCCAAUAGAAGAAAUAGAGAGCUUAAGAAUAAGCAGUGAUGAAUAUGAAGGAGUAGUGAUUACACCUGGCUCUGUUGUUCCAUUGAACAUUACUCAAGCAACACAGUUGGAUAUAUUUGCUGUAUUUGAGAUUGAGUCAUUGAUAUCAGAAGGAAAUAUUAGCAAUGAUAAUAUAGAUUGUGGAGGAGGUGCUUUUGAAAGAAGUGCUUUUGGACCAUUUGGAAUUAUAGCUAUUGCAGAUGACACACUUUCCGAACAAACUCCAGUUUAUUUUAGCAUAUCUAAUACUAGCCUUGGUUGUUCAACCACUUUCUUCUGUGUUGAUGAAACAAGAUCAUCAAAGGCUUCUGAGGUUGCAAAACCAGUUUAUGGUAGCAAAGUUCCAGUCUUCAGUGAUGAAAAAUUGUCCAUGAGAGUAUUGGUUGACCAUUCAAUUAUUGAGAGCUUUGCUCAAGGAGGAAGAAGAGUAAUCUCAAGUAGAGUUUAUCCAACAGAAGCAAUAUAUGGAGCUUCAAGAUUAUUUCUAUUCAACAAUGCAACUAACAUUAACAUCAAAGUCUCUAUCAAAAUUUGGCAUUUGAACUCUGCUUUUAUAGAAACUUUCAAAAAGCUCAGUCCUUUCCGGUGA
Lathyrus sativus (Indian pea) is the source of this 1839-nucleotide messenger RNA. NCBI's taxonomy places the organism in Eukaryota, Viridiplantae, Streptophyta, Magnoliopsida, Fabales, Fabaceae. The record is from the annotation of a GenBank genome assembly.